AUGCACAUCACCAACCUCCUCACCGCCAUCAUAACAACCUCCGCCAUCCUAUCUUCCACAGCCACGGCCUGGGAUUUCAAAAUCAAAAGACACCCCGGAACCAGCUGCUCCGGCAACGGCGGACCCGUGCGGGAAUUUAGCAGAGGCUCUUGCCAACCGUUGUACUCUACAGACAAGGAUCUAGAGGUCAUCGAGCAUGUAGAGGGGUGCAAAAGUAAGAUCAGCUCCCCACGCGCGUCUUAACCCAAGAUGACUUUCAACGCUUGCUUCUCGGUACUGACUGGUUAAAAUAUAGUUAGAGGAUAUCCGGGCGGCAACUGUGACGGCGGAGCCAAGACUGCCUUCAGCUCUCAUCAGUGUCAUAAUGUGGAUGGACUGUGGUCUUUCAGAAUGGAAUGUUAG
Messenger RNA from Hymenoscyphus albidus, 402 nucleotides. The record is from the annotation of a GenBank genome assembly. Lineage: Eukaryota; Fungi; Ascomycota; Leotiomycetes; Helotiales; Helotiaceae.